Molecule: messenger RNA, 456 nt
Organism: Soboliphyme baturini
Lineage: Eukaryota; Metazoa; Nematoda; Enoplea; Dioctophymatida; Soboliphymatidae
Source: the annotation of a GenBank genome assembly
AUGCUAUUAGCUUAUAAUGUUGUUUUACUCCAGGUGGAAUUGGCACUGUGGGAUACGGCAGGUCAAGAAGAUUAUGAUCGAUUGCGGCCUUUAUCUUAUCCGGACACCGAUGUCAUCUUGAUGUGCUUUAGUAUAGAUUCUCCUGAUUCUUUGGAAAACAUCCCCGAAAAGUGGACACCUGAGGUUCGUCACUUUUGUCCUAACGUUCCAAUCAUACUUGUGGGAAACAAGAAGGAUUUGCGUAACGACUCCCAGACGCUUAGGGAGUUGGCUAAAAUGAAACAGGAGCCAGUGAAACCCGAGCAGGGAAGAGCAAUGGCGGAACAGAUUGGGGCAUACGCUUAUUUAGAGUGCUCUGCAAAAACGAAAGACGGUGUACGUGAAGUUUUCGAGACCGCUACUCGAGCUGCACUUCAAGUGAAGAAAAAGAAGAACCGCAAAUGCGUGUUGCUUUAG